This is a messenger RNA of Exophiala aquamarina CBS 119918, 369 nucleotides long. RefSeq lists its product as uncharacterized. The transcript has a single exon. Bases 1 to 369 code for a protein of 122 amino acids. The record is from RefSeq and is a predicted model, not a curated record. NCBI's taxonomy places the organism in Eukaryota, Fungi, Ascomycota, Eurotiomycetes, Chaetothyriales, Herpotrichiellaceae.
AUGGCUGUCGUAGGGCAGUUCAAAUUAUCCGUCCAUAUCGCUUCGCUUCCAGAUAGUGGUAUGAUAGAUGCUCGCAUGUUGAGCUUGUUCCAAUCCCUCCGGGCUGGUGAUUUGGUUCUUCUCGAUGACAUAGACUGUGCCGGUCUAGGCCGGGAAACUCAGCAGCCUGUUCAAAACGCCGUCGUCUGUAAGGAACAGGCCAUUGUCGCUAAGCGCCAAGCCAAAAAGCCCAAUGAUGAGGUCGAUGCGAAGGUCGAUGAGAAGGUCGCUGGGAAACCCGAAAACCAGCUGCCUCAAAUGGAGUCACGCUCUCUGGUCUCAAUGCCAUCGAUGGCGCCGCUGCACCGCCAGGACACACCCUCAUCAUGA